Molecule: messenger RNA, 1311 nt
Organism: Knipowitschia caucasica
Lineage: Eukaryota; Metazoa; Chordata; Actinopteri; Gobiiformes; Gobiidae
Source: the annotation of a GenBank genome assembly
AUGGAUUUUAUUAGACUCUUGGGCGCCGUGAUUGCCGUUAUUCUCUCCCAACUUGGAUCUGGCUCCAAAAGUAAUGCUCAGAGAAUCUGCCGGCGUGGGACUGAGCUUCCCUGCUACAGAGUUUGCUACAUCCAGGACUGGAGAAGGAGGCUGAGCUUUGCAGAUGCCAGUCGGGCCUGUCAGUCUGAUGGAGGGGAGCUGCUGAGCAUUGAGACAGAAGGAGAGCAGCGGCUCAUAGAGAGAUUCAUCACAGAGCUGCAGGUGGGGGAUGGAGACUUUUGGAUAGGACUGAGGCGAAGCCUACAGCGUUUCCGGGCACAAACCACUUCCACAGUCUGCCCCUCCCAGUACUACUGGCUCGAUGGCAGCAAAGCCAAGUUCAGGAACUGGCAUUGGGAUGAGCCCUCAUGUGGCACAGAAAUGUGUGUGGCUCUGUACCACCAGCCCUCAGCACCUCCUGACGAGGAGGGACAUUAUCUGUUCCAAUGGAAUGACGACAACUGCAACUCCAAGAACAACUAUGUCUGCAAAUACACUGAAAAAAAAGCCUUGACAACUUCAAAACGAAAUACAGUGGCACCAACCUCAAAGUCAAAGAUUGUAUCCACAACAGAUUCUGUGGAUAAACUGCAUACUAGAUUACCAGAGUCAUCAGUAUCUCUUUCAGACAAUAUCUUAUUCUUUCUUUAUGCCACUAUUCCGGCUCUACUGCUGCUGCUGCUGCUGGUCAGCACAGCAGGCUUUUUCUGCUACAGACAUCAUCUCAACAGACAAAAGACUGAACUGGAAACUGGGCAACAUCAGCAGUGGACUACGGCUGAUUCACCUUGCCCAGUACAAGGACCGUAUGCUCUGAGUGACGUCACCAAACUCCCUCCCACUGCUUUGGACUGCAGCCUGACAGCGAGACCCUCGUGCGGACCACCCUUUACCUUUCAGUUCGGGGACCACCCAGAGCAACAACAACUGCUGGGAUACAUUCUAGAUGAUAAGCAUCCAGAAAAUGAAAUAAUAAUCAAAGACUGCAACACUUGCCUGACGAGGGGAAAUUUCCAGACUUUGGGGCUUCGAAAGGACAUGGAUUCCGAGUACAUAUAUUCACAGAUGGGAAAUGCUUGUCUGCGCCUCGUGCAGGAAAUCCUUCAGAUACAGGGAAAAUCAAUUCAUGUUGUUGACCUGUAUAUACCCCCAACAUGGCUGCCAACUUCUAAUUGCAACCCUGCUGAAGGCUUGCCAGUAAACUCACAAAACAUGGAUGCUAUCGUCAUUCCUCUUUGGGUCCCCGGUCAUUUCAUGUUGUGUGUAAGUUGA